Cyprinus carpio (common carp) is the source of this 3170-nucleotide messenger RNA. It is a transcript of the gene mtmr8, whose product is annotated as myotubularin related protein 8. Gene Ontology annotation, biological process: dephosphorylation; negative regulation of autophagy. The record is from RefSeq and is a predicted model, not a curated record. Gene Ontology annotation, cellular component: nuclear envelope. Gene Ontology annotation, molecular function: phosphatidylinositol-3,5-bisphosphate phosphatase activity. Lineage: Eukaryota; Metazoa; Chordata; Actinopteri; Cypriniformes; Cyprinidae.
UCGCGCUUCGAGUUAUCGCGAUAUUUGCUCCCGUCAGCUGACAUGAUUGUAGUCCUCAGGUCAGGGAGGAACGCAGCAACAUAAUAUGAGUUCCUGAAACAAACAUGAUAACCGCUAAACAUCGAAAGUUUAACGUGGACAUUUGGAUGAUAAACCACUGAAAAUAUGGAGCACAUUAUUACGCCAAAGGUGGAGUAUGUGAAACUACUGAACAAGUAUGCUGACAAGAAAUCAGCUCUGGGCACUCUCUACUUGACCGCUACUCACCUUAUCUAUGUGGAACAAACUAACAACGCACGCACAGAAACAUGGGUGCUGCAUCAUCACAUCGUGUCGGUAGAGAAGCUUCCGUUAACUGCAUCCGGUUGUCCGCUCCUGAUCCGCUGUAAAACCUUCCAGCUGCUUCAUCUGCUGUUCCAAAGAGAGAGAGAUUGUCAGGAUGUCUAUCAGUCACUUCUGCGCCUGUCUCAACCAGUCAAAGAAGAGGAGCUGUAUGCCUUUCUCUAUAAUCCACACCAAAACGAGGAGGACAGGAGACAGGGUUGGGAAUUCAUCAGUGUGGCGAAUGACUUCAGCAGGAUGGGUCUCUCCAAUGAUUAUUGGGAAAUUAGCCAUCUCAACAAGAACUACGAGAUCUGUAGCACUUAUCCAUCUAUCCUAGGACUCCCUAAAAAUGCCAGUGUUGCGGUAGUAACAGGCAGUGCAAAGUUUAGGAGCCGAGGGCGAUUGCCUGUUCUGUCUUACUAUCACAAAGACACUAAGGCUGCGAUCUGUCGCUGUAGUCAGCCUUUGUCGGGUUUGACGUCUCGCUGUGUGGAAGACGAGCAGAUGCUUCAGGCCAUCAGCCAAGCGAACCCCAACUGCCCUUUUAUAUAUGUAGUGGACACACGGCCUAAGUUGAACGCAAUGGCCAACCGUGCAGCUGGUAAAGGCUAUGAGAAUGAGGACAACUACUCCAAUAUCAGGUUCCAGUUCCAAGGAAUCGAAAACAUCCACAUCAUGAGAAACAGCCUACAAAAAUUGCUGGAGGUGUGCUCUGUGAAGUCUCCUUCCAUGAGUGACUAUCUGACAGGUCUGGAGAACUCUGGCUGGCUGAGGCACAUCAAAUCUGUAAUGGAUGCAGGCGUGUUCCUCGCCAAGGCUGUCUGUGAAGAGAGGGCGAGUGUGUUAGUGCAUUGUUCUGAUGGUUGGGACAGAACGGCUCAGGUGUGCUCUUUGGCUUGCAUACUGCUGGACCCAUACUACAGAACUAUUAAAGGCCUCAUGGUUUUAAUAGAAAAGGAGUGGAUCUCUUUUGGUCAUAAAUUCAGUCACAGGUGUGGCCAUCUGGACACCGACCCCAAAGAAGUGUCUCCGGUUUUCACCCAGUUCCUGGAGUGUGUGUGGCAGCUGUCUGAACAGUUCCCCUGUGUGUUUGAGUUCAACGAACAUUACCUAAUAGAAAUACACAAUCAAGUCUACGCCUGCCAGUAUGGAAACUUUAUCGGCAACUGUCAGAAAGAGAGGCUGGACAUGAGGUUGCAUGAAAAGACGUUCUCCUUGUGGCCACAUCUUCUGAAGAACCAGCAUCUGUAUCGAAACCCAUUGUACCGGCGUUCGUUAGAGAGCACAGUUCUGAGACCCAGCACUUUACCACUGCACUUCAAGUUCUGGUGUGGGAUGUAUAACCACUAUGACAGAGGCAUGCACCCAAAACAGUCUGUUCUAGACCAGCUGCUCUCCCUCACACAGAAGCAGGAGGAAGGAGAGAGAACCAUGACUGAAUUACAGCGACAGCUGGCUGUUGCAGAUGGAGUUCUCCCCGAUCCAUCCGGACCAAUCAACACACCUACGGAACAGGACAGUCCAAGCGAGAAGACUCCCACCGCUCCUUUCGUCCAAUCAAAUGGAAGCUGCCUUCCUUUGGUUAAUGGAGACGCAGAGGAGGUGGGCCCGGGAGCUGAGAAGUGCAUUGACAAAGAAGGGGCGGAGCCAGGAGCCACCGAACACGAUCUGACCUCCUCUGAGGACAAACCUGUUUCUGUGGAAACAGAACAUUCCAAAGAGGAGGUACAAGAAUCCUCUUGAGUCUCCAUAGUAACAGAACGGACAUUUUGACUGAAACCCCAAAGAACAAAUAUAUGGAUUAUUGAAAAGAUGCAUAAAGUACUGUUUCCACAGCUGAAGCUGCAGCACACUAGUUUGUUAUUGUUUAUAUUGCUGUAAUAUCUGUUCUUUAUGUUUUCUGUGGACUUCAGUGUGUUUGAUGGCCUUCAGACCACGAGGAUUGAAGCUACAUGCUUUGAUCGUAGGCACUUAGAAUAAUCUUCAUUUUGUUUAAAUGCCGUUCUGAUCAAAUGUGGCCUUAUUCAUUGUACAAUAGACUGUUUUUUAAUGUCUUUCUUUUAGUAACACUUGUGUAGUACAUUUGAAAGCCAGACUCUGAUACUGAUUUAUUCAGACACACAAGCAGCUGAUGUGAAAUUCAUGUUGAUAAAGGGAACAUGUUGUUAAAACAUGGAUCAAAUUGAUUAUAAGUUUUUUGCAAAAAGGGCUUAGUAUUAUUUUUGUGGUGUUCCUAAUUGCAAACGCUGCUCAUUUUUCAUAAAAAGAAACACUGCUGUUGACUGCUGAUUCAUUGCAAUAGGAUGCCAUAUUGUUUGAGCCAAGCUCUAAUGCCAAACAAAAAAUUUGAUGCGCUUAUUUCCUUUUAAACAAGCCUUUUAAAUUGCAUAUAGUUUUGCAAAGCAAUACUGUUUUUAAUGAUGUGGAAAAGUUUUGACAACUUCAGUUCUAAUAUUCAACUUCUUGAACCCUGGCUGCUGUGGGGCUCCAGACACGUUUUUAUUAUUAUGUGAAAUGCAAAACCAAUGUUUAAAAAGGCUUCCUUUAUUGAGAAGCAUUUGUUUACAUUAUUAUUUUUUGAUUAAAUUAGAAAUAAAAUCUAUUGAUUAAAUGUACAGCAAUAGUCAAAAGGGAAUUUUGAAAUAAGAAAGAAGAGGGUUACCACUGAAAAUGACUGUGGUCACGUUACAUCUAUUGUUUUUAAAACUGAGAAGAGUUUUGCUCUGUGUAUUAAUUGUGUCGGCUCAUUUUAUACACGCUUGUUUUGAUCAUUGCACUGUUUUGUACCUCUUUUGUACAUCAUUCAGUUUUCUUUAAAUAAAUAAAUAUUAAUUUUGGUGAACAAA